UGAAUUUUCGAAAGGCGAGCAAAGGUGUAAACCUACCACCAGAGAAUGAUGCGGCAAAAGAUGAAAGAAGGUCCAAAAUCACAUGCCGGACGUCCAGGACUAAAGGCAGGAGCGGGUCGUCUGUCUCCAGGAAGACGUUUGUUGCUUUGCCUCCGCUAUCGCAUGACGGUGAGAGCGGUUGGUCCACAUUGGAUCAGGUCCACAAUGUGGACGAAGAAGUUGAGCUCAAACAUGAAUCAAGCAAAGCCCAAGAACUAACCGAGGAGUUCCUGUUUAGUGCAGAUAAAGUCAAACAUCCAGAGUUGGAAGAUGUGAUCUCUAAACCACAGCGCAAAAUGAAGACCAAUUCUGCGGGCAGUCAGAAGUUGAGAUGCAGAGGGACAUUUGUUGUCUCGGCGGACAAGGAUCACACCUCAUCAAUCGGUGCGUCACCAGAAGUAAUCGCCGUGGAGCCGGACAUGAUGCCUUUUACAGGAUCCUCCAACUCUGAGGCAGAAGAACCGCCGACAGUCAUGGACGCAGGUGUCGUUCUGAAACCUUCAGAAUCAAACCUGCACAGCGAUGGCGCCUUGGUCAAGGAAACACCGAGCUCCCGUAAGCGUCAUUGGCUGGUCACUCUGGAUUCAGGUAGUAGCAAUGAUUACCAUGAAGUACCGCCGCCGGACCAAGACGGCACUUCAGGAACAGAGUCUCAGAAACCCAAGAAAGUCAGGAGAGAGGAAACGAGUGGAUCCAGUAAGAAGAAAGCUGCGCAGAGGGAGGAGUGCGUUGAUCCCUUAAAAGAUGAGAAGAAGACGAGAAGUAGCCGUAGCAACAAAAGAUUUAGAUCUGAGGAUGAAGAGUGUUCUCUCGAGGAAGCAGACGAUGGCUCGUCUCUCCGUGGAGUCGAUGGUCCCGAGAGGAACAAAGAACAAAUGGAUGUUUUACAAGCGGCUGACUCGCAGUCUUGCAGCAGUGACGAGGAUGAAGUCUAUGAACAUUUAUUUAAUUCAAAACCCAGCGAGUCAAAGUCCAAGACGCCUCAGAAGCCAAAGCGGUGCAGAAAGACUCCGAAGCUGCUUCCGCCCACAGAAAGCAGAAACCUAAGGGAAACAUUUGUUGUCUUCAGGCGGAAAACUCAAGAUAAUGUCCCUCUGAGCAACUGGAGGACGUCUGGCGUGUCGCUCAGUCACACGGUGGACACCAGUGAGGAGGCAGUUCAUCAGAAUGUGGGAGACCUGCUGGCGGAGGAACUGCCUCCAUGGCUGGACAUGGACUCUUUACUCGUCAGUCCCAGGAGGGAGACAUCAGGCCGGGCGGCAGGGGUGGAGGAGUCUGCUGGCACAACUGAAGCUUCUCCAGGAAGAGUCUUAACAUCGCUGACCAACACCAUCACAACCCCAGUGAAUGAAAAUGGAGGAAGAAGCAGGAGGAGAAAAGGUGUCGUCAGCUAUAAGGAGCCGACCAUCAACAGUAAAAUGAGACGUGGAGAUAAAUUCACGGACAGCGAGUUUCUGCGUUCUCCAGUUUAUAAAGACAAGAAGAAGAAGAAGAAGCAGAAGAAGACCAAUGCAAAGUUGGACAGAUCUGUUUUGGUGGACUAAUUAUUAUUUCCCCUUUUUUUUUUACCUGGUUUAUUUUUAAAUUGUUGGAUUUAUUAAUCUUAAUAAAAACUUUAUUGAUCCGUC
This is a messenger RNA of Cottoperca gobio, 1667 nucleotides long. RefSeq names its product shugoshin 1-like. The record is from RefSeq and is a predicted model, not a curated record. The transcript has 3 exons. Bases 336 to 1583 code for a protein of 415 amino acids. Gene Ontology annotation, biological process: meiotic chromosome segregation. Gene Ontology annotation, cellular component: chromosome, centromeric region; nucleus. NCBI's taxonomy places the organism in Eukaryota, Metazoa, Chordata, Actinopteri, Perciformes, Bovichtidae.